This is a messenger RNA of Aspergillus thermomutatus, 465 nucleotides long. RefSeq lists its product as uncharacterized. Lineage: Eukaryota; Fungi; Ascomycota; Eurotiomycetes; Eurotiales; Aspergillaceae. Bases 1 to 465 code for a protein of 154 amino acids. The record is from RefSeq and is a predicted model, not a curated record. The transcript is spliced from 2 exons.
AUGCCUAUCCAGGAUAUCACCCAAAUGAUGGUCAAUCAACUGAGCGACAAGGCUAAGAAUCAUAGCUGUGAAGGGGUCCCGGUGGGAACCUUCAAAGGUGAUCACCCGGACCCCUUACUCUGUUGGCUGGUCUACCUGACCCUCAACUGGUUUGGAACAGUCAGGCUACACCUUACAAACCUCGGCAUCGACGGAAACACCUACGGCUGCCAGACAUUGUCAUCGCGUAAGCACGCCAAAGGCUCAGUAUUAAUUGACCAGGCAAACCUAUUCGGCGAUAUCGCAGCCCUAGACCCCAUCGCCCUGGCACGGUGGGCGUUCGACUACCUCAAAACAAAGGGAGCUACUAGGAACUGGGGAGUCGAAACUUUCGAUCAGCUCCGUCGGGACGGCAAACAGAAGAAAGAGGCUGUUGACUUGACGAGACCUGAUCCAGCCGACACCAACCAAUUAUAUCCAUUUUAG